GGUGAAGCGUAUCGAUUCAUACUUUCCUUUAAACGCAAACAAUCCACUCCUUUACUCCUCACCCAACCAAACUUCCCCUGUUUUCACUCCUCCUCUCUUCUUUAUUUCCGUGCAUUCUGCUUUUUUUUUUCUUUCAUUCAUCACCACCAUUUCUACUACACACUAUACAUGUCACUAACACAAAGAGAUCACCGCAAGAACCUCCCGAUUAACCGGAAACUUAAACUACAACAACCAUCUUUUCAUCGACGUAACGCGACGCUUAGGCCUCGUAGAUUAUUAAAAUCGUCGCAGGUUCUUACGAGGUGCAACUCUGCUCCUUUACUUGGAAAUGGUUUUUAUAACGGUAACGGUAACGAUAACAAUUCUCGGAACGAGGAUCAUCGAAGUUUGGCGUCGAGGUCAGAGUUGGGGAUUUUUCGGCGGCAGACUUGUGUGGAUAUAUUUUGUCCGGGGGAGAACUCGUUGCUUCAAUCUCCGACAAAAUUUGAGGGGUACAACAGAGAUGCAAAAGUUGUGGUUAAUGUUACAGUCGAGGGAAGUCCUGGACCAGUCCGGGCUAUGCUGAAAUUGGGAUCAACGGUAGAAGAGACGAUAAGGCUUGUGGUGAACAAGUAUGGCGAAGAAGGCCGGAGUCCUCAUCUUGAUAAACGGGCUGCAUCAAGCUUUGAAUUGCAUUCUUCACAUUUCAGCCUUCAAAGUUUAAAUAAGUCGGAUAUGAUCGGGGAAGCAGGCAGCAGGAGCUUCUAUCUUCGAAAGAGCAGUAGUGACAGGAGAGGAGACUCUGCAUCUUCCUCGUUUAUCCAGGACAUUGUUUGUGUAAACGACGUUUCUCGUCCUCCUCACUUCCUUUUUCUCCCGGCCUUCAUUUCUCGAAGGAUCGAUAAAUUUAUAAGAAGAACCAAAAAGCUCUGGAAAAUCAUGGGAUGCAUGCCGAGCAGCGGAUAAUCUAACACCUUGAAAUCGGAUGACAGAAAGGUUGAUCUAUUAUGUACAGUAGCAAAAUAUAGGAAUAGCUCGACAGAAAGCCAAAUUAUAUCACUAAUAGUUGGUACUCUUUCAAAUAUCUUAUAUACAUGUAGGCAAAUUGUCUUCUGCUUUGAUCACACAACAGUAUUUGUAGAAUGUGUGUAGUUAAGCAGGUGUAAUUAGCAUUUAUGCUGUUGAAUUUCAGUGGAAUUAUAUAUUACAAUUAUUUCCUUUAUGGCGAAUUACAAAACAUUUAAUC
Molecule: messenger RNA, 1228 nt
Organism: Daucus carota subsp. sativus
Lineage: Eukaryota; Viridiplantae; Streptophyta; Magnoliopsida; Apiales; Apiaceae
Exons: 3
Coding region: 169-948 (259 amino acids)
Source: RefSeq, a predicted model, not a curated record